CUUCUAGACAUACCGGGUCUUCCAUUGUCAUACAAAUGCACAUUUUUCAAGACUUCUCUCAAAUUAUCGCGCAUGUAUGACUGCGUACCUCGGUGUCUCAUGCUCAGAGGCUUCAAAAAGACGGGUGAUUAUCCGUUUGCUCGAGGUCAUUUUGGUGACUUGUGGAGAGGUGAGGUCGGAGGAACGGAAGUUGCUGUCAAACGAGCAAGAGUAUUCACAAGCGAUAAUAAUAUCCAGAAAGUCCUGCGGAGAAUAAGACGAGAAGCUAUUAUCUGGGGGCAGUGCGAUCACCCUAAUGUCCUACCUUUCUACGGCAUUUACCGCGAUUCUGCACCUUCUACCUACUGUCUCGUGUCGCCAUUCAUAGUCAAUGGACCACUUCGCCAAUAUCUGAGAAAUACUGAUAAUCCUAAUCGGCACAGACUCGCUCUGGACAUUACGCGUGGCAUGGGUUACCUACAUAAACUAUCCAUCGUUCAUGGCGACCUUAAAGGGGAUAACAUCCUGGUUACCGAUGACCAUAUAGCGGUUAUUGCGGAUUUCGGUAUAUCUUUCGUGACGGGUGUUACGACCAUCGGAACUUCGUCAUCAUCGCGGAAGGGUGGCACCGUAAAAUGGCAAGCUCCAGAGGUUCUCAACGCCAGUCCCAACAGCUUUUCAGCUGAUGUAUAUUCAUUGGCAUGUGUGUACUUUGAGGUAUUCGACGGUUCAAUACCUUGGACCGACCUAAAUGAUGGAACCGUUAUCAUAAAUGUCAGCGUCCACAAGAAGCAUCCUCCACGCCCGAGAUACCUGGCGACGACUAAAUUUGCUGAUUUAUGGUGGGAACUUAUGGUACAAUGUUGGGCUUAUAAACCUUUAGAUCGACCAACUCUCCAACGUCUCGCGGAGUCUCUUGACGCGACAGACGAUACCCUACCUCCGACGACGAAAUGGGACAAGUCUGUCCUGACGCGACUUCGUGAUCCUCUGUUCCAAGGCAAAUUAAUUAUACCUUCUGGCUUACCGCCAUUCUUGAAUAUUGAGGGUGUUUCCUCCUUAUCUGAUCCAGGUCCACUCGGCGUUGCCGGAUCGGAGUAG
Molecule: messenger RNA, 1080 nt
Organism: Guyanagaster necrorhizus
Lineage: Eukaryota; Fungi; Basidiomycota; Agaricomycetes; Agaricales; Physalacriaceae
Product: kinase-like protein
Exons: 5
Biological process (GO): protein phosphorylation
Molecular function (GO): ATP binding; protein serine/threonine kinase activity
Source: RefSeq, a predicted model, not a curated record